Solanum tuberosum (potato) is the source of this 2447-nucleotide messenger RNA. RefSeq names its product flavin-containing monooxygenase FMO GS-OX-like 9. The record is from RefSeq and is a predicted model, not a curated record. Gene Ontology annotation, molecular function: NADP binding; flavin adenine dinucleotide binding; N,N-dimethylaniline monooxygenase activity. NCBI's taxonomy places the organism in Eukaryota, Viridiplantae, Streptophyta, Magnoliopsida, Solanales, Solanaceae. The coding region runs from base 746 to 2113 and encodes 455 amino acids. The transcript is spliced from 7 exons.
GGUUCGAUUCCACUAUCCAGUGUCUUCAAAUUUUGGGUUCGCCUAUGAUGAUUAUUAGUAGAAAUCAUAAAAGACAGCUAAGAGCUAUACAAGUGGCCAAUUAUUUAGGUAGCUUUGUGCAUCUUUGGAUGAAAGUUAUCCAAAGAGAGCCUUCUGCUUAAAGCUAAGUUCCCCUGACAUACAUUAUGUCGAAACAAUUCUUUCUUUUAAUUAAAGUAGAAGACUUGUAGAACUAAUCGCUCAGAAUUAAAGAAGACUUAAAAGAAGUAAAUAUUUAUCCGCACCGCAUCGGACUUCAGAUCAAAGCAAUGAAUGCAAGACAUGUAUCUCUCAUAUACAUAGUUAUCACUCAAACCAUAGUUAUUAAGUGCUAUCUAUUCUAAGUUUCAAGAUGUGAUUUAGGUUAAUUUGUUCGGUAUGGUGUAAACACUGGAUAGGGUAGGUAUUUAACCACGUAAAAAAAUCAAACGAAAAGGGUUAAUUAUUCUGAGCGACAAGAGUUCUCUUUCCAAAAUGGGAAUUUCAUGGAGACAUACGCCAACCAAAUUAAUAAGUAUUAUUAGUACUAUAAUUUAGUCACAUGUCUCCUUCCAAGCAAACUCUCUAUGAUAAGAUAGGAGUAGUAUAUAUAAUAGCUAAUCAGUCUCAUUUUUUCUCAUUCCCAACAUACUCCCCCCCGUUCCCCACUAAUCAUUUCAAACUUCCAACAACAUAAAACACAACGGAGAUUUUCCUCAUAUUAACCAUGGUUUCUGAGAGAAAUUUGUCCAAGAAUGUGUGCAUAAUUGGUGCCGGACCGUCGGGGUUGGUGGCAGCUAGGGAGCUGAGGAAGGAAGGGCACAAUGUGGUGGUUUUUGAACAAAACCAUGAGGUGGGAGGGCAAUGGCUAUAUCAACCUAAAGUUGAACAUGAAGAUCCUUUAGGAAGUAGUAAUGUCCUAAAGGUACAUAGCAGUAUUUAUGCAUCAUUAAGGCUCACUUCACCAAGAGAGAUCAUGGGGUUUACUGAUUUCCCUUUUGUGGUGAAGAAAGGGAGGGAUCCAAGGAGAUUUCCUGGCCAUAAGGAGCUUCUCUUGUAUUUACAAGAUUUUUGUGAAUAUUUUGGGCUAAGGGAGAUGAUAAGAUUCAAUACUACGGUUGAGUAUGUAGGGAUGCUGGAUUAUCCUGAAUUUGGCAAGGACUUGAGAUGGAUUGUGAAGAGCAAAGAGAAGGAAGCAGAGGAACGGGUGGAGGAAGUCUUUGAUGCUGUGGUUGUUGCAACUGGUCAUUACUCUCAACCAAGGUUGCCCAGCAUUAAAGGAAUGGAUGCAUGGAGAAGAAAGCAGAUGCAUAGCCACAUUUACAGGGUUCCAGAACCCUUUCGGAAUGAGGUAGUUGUGGUGGUUGGAAACUCACUAAGUGGUCAAGAUAUAGGAAUGGAGCUUGUAGAUGUGGCAAAGGAGAUCCAUCUCAGUGCCAAAUCUCUUGAUGUUUCUGAAGGAUUGUCAAAAGUUAUAUCCAAGCACCAAAAUUUACAUCUUCAUCCUCAGAUAGAUUCAUUACAUGAAGAUGGGAGGGUAUUGUUCGUAGAUGGUACUUCAAUCGUUGCAGACACUAUCAUAUACUGUACAGGGUACUCCUACUCCUUUCCAUUUCUUGACACCAAAGGAAUGGUAAUAGUUGAUGAUGAUAGAGUGGGCCCACUUUAUGAGCACACCUUCCCUCCUUCUCUUGCUCCCUCUCUCUCCUUCGUUGGCAUACCCAGAAAGCUCAUAGGGUUUCCUUUCUUCGAGUCACAAGCAAAAUGGAUUGCCCAGCUGCUGUCUGGGAAAAGAACACUCCCCUCAUGGGAUGAGAUGAUGCAAUCCAUCAAGGAAUUUUAUCGUUCAAGAGAAGUUGAUGGCAUUCCAAAGCAUAAUACCCAUGAUCUAGCUAAUUUUGAGUACUGUGACAAGUAUGCAGACUACAUAGGAUUCCCACAUUUAGAAGAAUGGAGGAAAGAACUCUGCCUUUCAGUACUAAGAAAUGCAGAUAUAAACUUGGAUACAUAUCGAGAUUCAUAUGAUGACAGUGAGAUGCUACAAGAAGCUUAUCAAAGUCCACACUUCGCUCACCUUGGUCCCGAGACUUUUUGAAUCUGAAAGAAUAAACACAGAUAGAGUGCAACCAAUUUUAAUUCAUUUAUUUCUGAAGUAGAUUUGUCCAGCUAUUUAGUAUUUACUAGCUUCUAUCAGAGUGGAUUUUUUUUUUCUUUCUAUAUAUUACUUUCGACUUCAUCCUUACCUAUGAAAAUAAAAAAAGUCAAAAAGGUAUCUGGUUGAAUGCUCGACAUUUUAAUGAUGAUAUUCAUGAAAGAAAUUUUGUUUUCUUUUAUUUAAAUAUUACAGCUGAAGGCUAUUCUCUAAAAAUUAUUGUAUGAUAUGUGAAGUGAAAUCCAUUUAUAAGACCUCACAUUUAUGUUCUGAUUAG